Trichomycterus rosablanca is the source of this 3012-nucleotide messenger RNA. RefSeq names its product lysosomal proton-coupled steroid conjugate and bile acid symporter SLC46A3. Gene Ontology annotation, molecular function: transmembrane transporter activity. Gene Ontology annotation, biological process: vacuolar transmembrane transport. Gene Ontology annotation, cellular component: lysosomal membrane. The record is from RefSeq and is a predicted model, not a curated record. The transcript has 6 exons. Lineage: Eukaryota; Metazoa; Chordata; Actinopteri; Siluriformes; Trichomycteridae. Bases 181 to 1572 code for a protein of 463 amino acids.
GCUCAAUUUCAUACUCAGUCAGACAAUCAUUAUAAGCAGAUGUAAAAGGAGUUUCUGGUUCUGUUACACUAAAUGUCACUAAAGGUCACUAGUCGCACUCUGACCGAGUUUAUUGCUUGAUCAGCCAAGCAAAGAGAUCCAUGCUGCACCCGACCUGACUGCUCAUCUCCUCGGGACGGAAUGAAGCGCCUGUACCUGGUGGAGCCGGUGGUCGCCGUGUACGCCUUUGUCAGUUUUUUGGGUUACCCCCUGCUGAGCCAGUAUGUGUACCGCCGUCUGUGGCAGCAGAUAACCAACAGCUCGUACCCGGCACUGAACACCUCCUCACGAUGCAGCAACCGCAGCAGCACCAACAACCACAGCAGUCAGCUGGAGGCGGUGCAGGAAGCGGCCUCGCUGUUCUCCAUGGUCUCCGAACUUUGCUCCAUGAUCCCCAGUCUGGUGGUGACUCUUGUCCUGGUGACCUACAGUGACCGGUACGGACGUAAAAUCACCAUCAUCCUCCCGCUCAUCGGCUCCCUGGUCUAUUGCUUGUCCUUCAUGGCUGUGUCCAUCUUUGAGCUCAACCUGUAUCUGCUGAUUGCAGCGUCUUUGGUCAGCUCCCUGUCCGGUGGCAUCGGCACCAUCCUGGGAGGCUGCUUCUCUUACGUGGCCGACCUGCAUGAGGACGGAAAGCAGAAGACUCUACGCAUGGCGGGGCUGGACAUGAUGAUCGGGUUACUAUCCGGCGUGGCCUUGAUAUCCUCCGGCUACUUUUUAGAAGCGACCGGAUUUCACUGGCCCUUCUUCACCGCUGCCAUUUUCCAGCUAGUCAAUUUAAUUUAUGUUGUUUUUUUUCUAGAGGAGAGCAGGGUGAUCGAACGUACCGAAGCUAACGGCUUUACGGUGCGGAAGCUCAUCCUGGGGAUCUAUAACCUCUUUGCGCAGGGCAGCAGAAGGAGAAACUGCUUUCUCUUGCUCCUGAUUACCGUCUUGUGCUUGUUUAGCUUCGUCUACUUCGGGGGUCUGAGCGUGAUCACGCUUUACGAGCUGAACGAGCCGCUGUGCUGGAAUGAGAUCCUCAUCGGCUACGGUUCUGCUCUCACCACGGCUGUAUUCGCUGUCAGCUUCCUCGGCGUGUUGUUGUUUUCACGCUGUCUCCCUGAACUGACCAUUAUUUUUAUAGGGAUGCUGUCCGUCUGUGCUGGCCUGAUGAUGAUGGCCUUUGUCAAGACCACUCUGCUGAUGUUCCUUGUGAGGAUUCCUAUGCUCCUGGCCAUCAUGCCUUUCCCCAUCAUGCGCUCCAUGAUGUCGAAGGUGGUCUCAAAGUCUGAGCAAGGUGCCCUCUUCGCCUGUGUGGCUUCCGUUGACAACCUCACCGGUACAGUAGCGAGUGCAGCGUUCAACAGCAUCUACGCCAAAACAGUGGGCUGGUUUCCAGGCUUUACCUUCCUUCUGGCUGGGGGACUUUGUCUUAUCCCUAUAAGCUUGCUAGGCGUGCUUCGAUUCCUUCGGCAAGAGGACGUCAAUGAAACCGAGAAUCUGUUAGCAGAAGAGGGAACUCAGGACUCAGAUCACACACCUGUAGCCUAAAAAUGAGGUGACCGUGGUCGCAGCUGCGUGUCUCCUCUUUCUCCGAGGCUCUGUGUAGAUUUGGAUUCCAUUAUUACAUUCUUGUCAUUAGUUGUGCACUUUGCACUUUGCACUUUCUGACCCGAAAGCCACGAUUGCAAAUAUGCGGCGCUGAGCUGCAGGAAAAGGUGCAGAGCCAAAAAAAACAGUCUGGUCAGUUAUUAAGGGAAGUUUAGGGGAGUUUCUGUUACAUUAUAGAGUGAGUGUGUGUUCAGUGUUCUGCAAACUAUUAGAAUAACUAAAUAGAUAAAAAACUAUUUAUCUACAGUUGUGAUUGGGAAUAUUCAGCUCCUCUGUAAUUUCCAUUACGCACACCUUGGCUUUUUAUGUAUGAACUGUAAAGUUUCAUGCUAAAGAACCUGUUACAUUAAAGAAGGGAGAAUUAAUUUGGCAAAUAUUAUUUUAUUGCUUACCAGUUUAUCAAAUGUUCAACCAAACUCUAAACAACCUUUAUCCACCUCACAUCUGUGAGCAAUAGUCUAUAAGAUAUAUCCAGUGCCAAAAAUAUGCAAUAGUUUAUAUGUUCGUCAUGUGUAUUAAAUUUCCUACAUAAUUUCUAGAGAUAUCAGCCAAAAAAAGUCGACCAACCAGUUUAAAUGACCAGAUCAGCCUUGCAUUAUUCACACAAAAUAUAAAAUAAUUUCUAAUCAUUUCUAGUUGAUAGAAAUAAAUAUAUAAAUAUUAUAAGUAAAGAUCAAGAGUAUAUUAUGUAGGAGAAUGUAGUAUCAGUCCUGGUACUUUAGGGAAAAGGUUUCAGCUAUGCAAUAAAUAAAUAAUACAUUUUUAUUACAUUUUUAUUACCAGGUUACAAGGUAUAUUGAAGUGCCUUUAUAGUGUGUGUAUAUUUACUUAUAUUUGCAACAUGUCAGUUAUCCUGUUAUAUGAUUUUGUGUUCAGAAGGGAAUACAAAAUACUUUUAAAAGUCAAUUUUUUCAUCUUUUUAGUGAAGCUCAUUUUUUCAGCUAGUGCACUUGUCAGUGCGCUCUUAGUGCAGGUCCCAAGCCUGGAUAGAAAUAGAAGGGUUUCUUAUGUUGUCGGUGUGUAAGAGGUCAAUUAUGAAGUAUUUGCUCCUGAUUUUAUAUAAAUAUUCUAUUCCAGUGUGUGUCUCUUUAAUUUCUUGACUUUUCCAGAUACGUUACUCAGUACAAUUUCCCCAAUGAAGGAGUAAACAACUGCUGCAAAGAACUAAUGACACAUACAUCUGAUUAGGUUUUGUGUGUCAUUGUUACUCCAGGAACCAAAGUUAGUGAUUAUAUUUCUAGUUUGCUAUAUUUUAUGUAUAAUUUACAUAAAGAGUGUUUAAUACCAGGCCAGCUCGAGGCCGUGCCAGUGUAAAACAUGUUAAUAGAGAGUUUUAAUAAUAAUAAUUAUUAUAAUAAAGAAAUGAUUGAAAUAGUUUUA